AUGGGUUCUUUGAGAAAUGAUGAAACAGAGAUAAGAUUGCCUGAACAAAAGGGAAUUGCAGAGGAAGGGGAAGAACCCAUUUUAAUGGAGCAACCGCAGAAGUUUUGUAUGUUCCCAAUUAAGUACCCACAGCUUUGGGAGAUGUACAAGAAAGAAGAGGCCAGUUUUUGGACCGCCGAGGAGGUUGACCUCUCACAGGACGUGCAGCAGUGGGAAAAUUUGACCCCAUCUGAAAAGCACUUCAUAAGCCACGUGCUUGCAUUCUUUGCUGCCUCAGAUGGGAUUGUUCUGGAAAAUCUCGCCGCAAGAUUUUUGAACGACAUUCAGAUUCCUGAGGCUCGGGCAUUUUAUGGAUUUCAAAUUGCAAUGGAAAAUAUACAUUCUGAGAUGUAUAGCUUGCUUUUGGAAACAUAUAUCAAGGACUCAAACGAGAAGAACAGAUUGUUUAAUGCAAUUGAAAACAUUCCAUGUGUUGAAAGAAAAGCCAAGUGGGCAUUGAACUGGAUUAAGAGUGCAAGCUCAUUUGCAGAGAGGCUAGUCGCUUUUGCUUGUGUAGAAGGCAUUUUCUUCUCUGGGAGCUUCUGUGCGAUUUUUUGGCUUAAGAAGAGGGGAAUGAUGCCGGGCUUAACGUUCUCUAACGAGCUUAUUUCUAGAGACGAGGGUCUUCACUGUGAUUUUGCUUGCCUCCUAUAUAGUUUACUUCGGAAGCAGCUACAUUGGCAGAGAGUUCAGCUUAUUGUGCAAGAAGCUGUUGAAAUCGAGACCGAAUUUGUUUGUGAUGCUCUUCCGUGUGCACUAAUUGGCAUGAAUUCAGAUUUAAUGAGCCAAUAUAUAAAGUUUGUUGCCGAUCGACUGCUGGUUGCAUUAGGGUACCAGAGGAUGUAUAACGUGAAAAACCCUUUCGACUGGAUGGAAUUCAUAUCUCUACAAGGAAAAACUAACUUCUUCGAGAGACGGGUGGGCGAUUAUCAGAAGGCCUCGGUCAUGUCGAAUUUGCAAGACAGUUGCGAAAACUACACGUUCAAAAUGGACGAGGACUUCUAG
Molecule: messenger RNA, 1044 nt
Organism: Striga hermonthica
Lineage: Eukaryota; Viridiplantae; Streptophyta; Magnoliopsida; Lamiales; Orobanchaceae
Source: the annotation of a GenBank genome assembly